AUGGCGGAGGGCGGCGGCGGAGAGGCGGGCGAGGAGGAGCCGAGGGCGGCGGGGCCGCGGCCCCCAAGCGCGCGGGACUUGCAGUUGGCCUUGGCAGAAUUAUAUGAAGAUGAAGUGAAGUACAAAGCUUCCAAAUCUGAUAGACCUAAAGCUACAGCCUUUAAAAGCCCACAGACAGCACCUCAAAGGUUCUAUUCAAGUGAACAUGAAUGCAGUGGAUUACAUAUAGUUCAACCUUCAACUGGGAAAAUUGUGAAUGAACUUUUCAGAGAGGCAAGGGAACACGGGGCCGUCCCUCUGAAUGAAGCCACUAGAACCUCGGGUGAUGACAAAUCUAAGUCUUUUACAGGUGGAGGAUACAGAUUGGGUAAUUCCUUUUGUAAGCAGUCUGAAUACAUCUAUGGAGAAAAUCAGUUGCAAGAUGUUCAAAUUUUGCUUAAACUGUGGAGCAAUGGUUUCAGCUUGGAUGAUGGAGAAUUGAGACCUUACAGUGACCCAACAAAUGCCCAGUUUCUGGAGUCUGUUAAGAGAGGAGAGAUUCCCCUGGAGCUUCAGCGACUGGUUCAUGGAGGACACUUGAAUUUGGAUAUGGAGGACCAUCAGGAUCAAGAAUACAUAAAGCCUCGGUUGAGGUUCAAGGCUUUUAGUGGAGAAGGACAGAAACUUGGAAGCCUCACACCUGAAAUAGUCAGUACACCUUCCUCCCCAGAAGAGGAGGAGAAGUCACUAUUCAGUGCAGUGGUUCUUAUUGACGAUUCCAUGCCAACCACCAAAAUCCAGAUCAGGUUAGCAGACGGGAGCCGUUUGAUACAGAGAUUCAACAGUACACACAGGAUCCUGGAUGUCCGGGACUUUAUCGUGCAGUCUCGUCCUGAAUUUGCAGCUCUUGACUUUAUUCUCGUGACUUCGUUUCCAAACAAAGUGUUAACAGAUGAAAGCCUGACACUACAAGAAGCAGAUAUUCUUAACACUGUGAUACUCCAGCAGUUAAAAUGA
Molecule: messenger RNA, 996 nt
Organism: Rangifer tarandus platyrhynchus (Svalbard reindeer)
Lineage: Eukaryota; Metazoa; Chordata; Mammalia; Artiodactyla; Cervidae
Source: the annotation of a GenBank genome assembly